Camellia sinensis is the source of this 4140-nucleotide messenger RNA. Its product is annotated as cellulose synthase A catalytic subunit 2 [UDP-forming]. Gene Ontology annotation, molecular function: cellulose synthase (UDP-forming) activity. Gene Ontology annotation, cellular component: membrane. The record is from RefSeq and is a predicted model, not a curated record. Gene Ontology annotation, biological process: cellulose biosynthetic process. NCBI's taxonomy places the organism in Eukaryota, Viridiplantae, Streptophyta, Magnoliopsida, Ericales, Theaceae.
AACUUGGGUUUUCUAUCUCAAGUUUUCUAUAUCAAGAAAGGAAUAAAAUUUUUACCCACAAAAGGGACUAUUUUGAUUUACACACAUUUUUCUUAUAUUCUAGUAUUCGUUACACACGUAUAGAGAUACGUAUUUUGUGCUGUUCGUAUGUCACUUUCGGUCAUUCUUUAAUGUGGGUUUGGUGCUUCUUGUGAUGGGUGUUUAAGAGAGUUGGCUAAACAAGAGAAAAAAAGCUGUCUCUCUCUCUCUCGUUGAAGGGUUUGGGUGUCUAUGUGUGUGUGUUGAGUGUGUGUUUUGGAGAGGUCUAAUGGAUACCAAAGGACGACUCGUUGCUGGUUCACACAACAGGAAUGAGUUCGUCGUCAUCAAUGCUGAUGAGAUUGGACGAGUAACAUCUGUGAAGGAAUUAAGUGGGCAGAUUUGUCAGAUUUGUGGAGAUGAGAUCGAAGUUACAGUGGAUGGAGAGCCAUUUGUUGCCUGCAAUGAAUGUGCAUUCCCUGUUUGCAGACCUUGCUAUGAGUACGAAAGAAGAGAGGGAAAUCAAGCUUGCCCUCAAUGCAAAACCAGAUACAAACGCAUCAAAGGGAGUCCCCGAGUUGAAGGCGACGAAGAAGAAGAAGAAUUUGAUGAUUUGGAUCACGAAUUCGAUUUCGGGAUCAAUGACCAGAGAGACCCUCAUCAAAUUGCAGUGGCGGUGCUCUCUGCUCGCCUUAAUACUGGCCGUGGUCCCCAAUCCAAUGCUUCAGGAGUCGCUACUCCAAUGGAGAUGGAGUCCUCUGCACUUAGUCCUGAAAUCCCUCUCCUGACCUAUGGUGAAGAGGAUACUGGGAUUUCUGCUGAUAAGCAUGCUCUCAUCAUUCCUCCGUUUAUGGGUCGUGGAAAGCGAGUCCAUCCCGUGCCAUUUCCUGAUUCCUCCAUGUCUUUUCCACCCCGGCCAAUGGAUCCUAAGAAAGACUUAGCAGUGUAUGGUUAUGGCACUGUUGCAUGGAAAGACAGAAUGGAGGAGUGGAAAAAAAGGCAGAAUGAUAAACUUCAAGUGAUUAAGCAUGAAGGAGGUGGUGGUGGUAACAAUGGCGGGGAUGAGCUUGAUGAUCCUGAUUUGCCCAAGAUGGAUGAAGGCAGGCAACCACUUUGGAGGAAGUUACCGAUAUCUUCAAGCAAGAUAAAUCCAUACAGAAUGAUCAUUUUACUCCGACUUGCAAUUCUUGGAUUAUUUUUUGACUAUAGAAUUCGCCACCCUGUCCAUGAUGCAUAUGGAUUGUGGCUUACCUCGAUUAUUUGCGAAAUAUGGUUCGCAGUGUCCUGGAUAUUUGAUCAGUUCCCAAAAUGGUUCCCAAUCGAGCGAGAAACAUACCUAGAUAGAUUAUCGCUGAGGUAUGAGAAAGAGGGGAAGCCAUCGGAGUUAGCUCCUAUAGACGUGUUUGUUAGUACUGUUGAUCCAUUGAAAGAACCUCCACUUAUCACUGCAAACACAGUUCUGUCCAUCCUUGCUGUGGAUUAUCCGGUUGACAAGGUUGCUUGCUAUGUAUCAGAUGAUGGUGCUGCCAUGCUCACUUUUGAAGCGCUCUCUGAGACAUCUGAAUUUGCAAGGAAGUGGGUGCCAUUCGUCAAGAAGUUCAAUAUUGAGCCUCGUGCCCCGGAGUGGUAUUUUGCUCAAAAGGUUGACUAUCUUAGAGACAAAGUGCAUCCUACAUUUGUGAGGGAACGGCGUGCAAUUAAGAGGGAAUACGAAGAAUUUAAAGUUCGGAUAAAUGGGUUGGUUUCCAUGGCACAGAAGGUUCCCGAGGAGGGUUGGACAAUGCAGGAUGGGACUCCAUGGCCAGGGAACAAUGUCAGAGAUCAUCCUGGAAUGAUCCAGGUGUUCCUGGGUCAAAAUGGUGUCCGUGAUGUUGAAGGAAAUGAGUUGCCUCAACUCAUUUAUGUUUCUCGUGAGAAGAGGCCAGGAUUUGAUCACCACAAAAAAGCCGGUGCAAUGAAUUCCCUGAUGCGAGUCUCGGCAGUCAUCUCAAAUGCUCCUUACCUACUGAACGUCGAUUGUGAUCACUAUAUAAACAACAGUAAGGCACUCCGUGAAGCUAUGUGUUUCAUGAUGGAUCCCACCUCUGGAAAGAAAAUAUGCUACGUGCAGUUUCCUCAAAGGUUUGAUGGGAUUGAUCGUCACGAUAGAUACUCGAAUCGCAAUGUUGUGUUCUUUGAUAUCAAUAUGAAAGGACUGGAUGGGAUCCAGGGACCAAUUUAUGUCGGAACGGGUUGUGUCUUCAGGAGGCAAGCACUCUACGGCUAUGAUGCCCCGAUCAAGAAGAAACCCCCGGGGAAGACGUGCAAUUGUUUGCCUAAAUGGUGUUGCUGCUGUUGUGGAUCUAAAAAGAAAAGUAAGAAAGGGAAAUCAAAGGAGAGUAAGAAGAAGACAAAGAGCAGGGAGGCAUUGACACAAAUACAUGCACUUGAAAAUAUUGAGGAAGGAAUUGAAGGAAUAGAAAAUGAGAAAUCAUCCCUCAUUCCCCAAAUAAAAUUUGAGAAAAAGUUUGGACAGUCACCGGUUUUCAUUGCUUCAACGCUGUUAGACGACGGUGGAGUUCCAACAGGAGCAACUUCUGCGUCACUCUUGAAAGAAGCCAUUCAUGUCAUUAGCUGUGGUUACGAGGAUAAAACCGAGUGGGGAAAAGAGGUUGGGUGGAUUUAUGGCUCAGUUACUGAGGAUAUUUUGACUGGCUUCAAGAUGCAUUGCCAUGGUUGGCGAUCAGUGUACUGCAUGCCCAAAAGGCCUGCAUUCAAGGGGUCAGCUCCCAUUAAUCUCUCAGAUCGUCUGCACCAGGUUCUUCGAUGGGCCUUGGGAUCCGUUGAGAUUCUCUUGAGCAGACACUGUCCAAUCUGGUAUGGUUAUGGGUGUGGUUUAAAACCAUUGGAGCGGUUUUCAUAUAUAAACUCAGUUGUUUAUCCAUUGACGUCUAUACCCUUGAUCGCCUAUUGUACGUUACCAGCAGUCUGUCUCCUUACUGGGAAGUUCAUUGUCCCCGAGAUUAGCAACUAUGCCAGUAUUGUGUUCAUGGCAAUGUUCAUAUCCAUUGCUGCGACUAGCAUCCUGGAAAUGCAAUGGGGCGGUGUUACCAUUGAUGACUGGUGGAGAAAUGAACAGUUCUGGGUGAUUGGUGGUGCCUCAUCACACCUUUUUGCACUCUUCCAAGGUCUUCUCAAGGUUUUGGCCGGUGUCAACACAAACUUCACCGUCACAUCCAAAGGUGGAGAUGAUGGGGCAUUUUCCGAGCUCUACCUUUUCAAAUGGACGUCGUUGUUGCUCCCUCCGAUGACUUUGUUGAUUGUGAACAUAAUUGGUGUCAUAGUAGGAGUUUCCGAUGCAAUCAACAACGGUUAUGAGUCGUGGGGACCUCUAUUUGGCAAGUUAUUCUUCGCUCUUUGGGUCAUCGUCCAUCUUUACCCAUUCUUGAAAGGUCUAAUGGGGAAGCAAGACGGUGUUCCUACCAUUCUCAUUGUGUGGUCGAUUCUUCUGGCUUCAAUCUUCUCACUUUUGUGGGUCCGGAUCAAUCCAUUUUUAUCAAGAGGCGGUAUCGUGUUGGAAGUUUGUGGGUUGAAUUGUAACUAAAGAUGCGCAAAAAUACAAGUUUAGAAUGGUUUGAAUUGUUAUGUAAUGUGGAAAGGUCAUUUCGUGGAUUACAGAAGAUGGGUUUGGCUCAAGGCGAAGACGUAUCGUGUGAAACAUCACUUUGACACGGUAUGAUUAUUGAUGAGAAUCAUCAGUAGUAUAGAUGAGUCAAAAAGGAAUUUCGUUGCCAGUUGUGUAGAUAAAAAAAAAAGGAUUGGGACUUGAUACAUUCAUAUUUGUUCUGCAAAUUUAUCAUUGAUUCUUUUGGUACAUUUCGGUUUUGUGGGUUGGAAUGGAAGGGAUGGAAUGGAAUUCGGAGGAUCUCUCUGUAAUCCCAGGAAGAACAUAAAAGUAGUUUUCAUCGUAACUUAUAAUCCCUUCUCAAUAAGGGACUUAAUGUAAGGAUUUGUGUGCAAAUUUUUAUAGUUCUUAUUUUCUGAACUGUGAUUAAUAUUUUCCCCUCAAAACAGUGAUUGAUUGUGGUACUCAAAUUUCUUGCUGUCUGUGUAGUGUUUAAUAAGAUGCCAGCUUUUUGUUCA